GGGAGCCCCGGAGAAGGAAACCGGCCCCUUCCCUCGUCGUCCAGCGCCGGGGCCGUUGGCGUCGGAAGCCUUCAGACCCUCCGUGUGGCCGGCAGGCACCUGUCCCGCCUGGAGGCAGCUCUCGUAGACCAACCAGACCCCCUCCGCCUCAAGUACAUUUUGUGGACAUGAGCAUUUUUUUAACUUUUUAAAGAACUUGGGUUUUUUCUGGGAUUUUUAUGAGCUUCCCCUUAGUUGAUUUCCUGCUUCUCCCACCUCAGAUAGCGCUGGCUCUGUUUUUCCUGGUACUAUAGUAUGGGGAUCGAAUCAGAAUUGAGAUUUUAAGUGUUGCAGGAGCCCUCAAGUCCAUCCACCUGUUAAAAGUGAGCAGUGCUGUUACUGUCUUUCUUCUUUUCCCCCCACGUCGCCUGUCGGAUGUGAUGGAACUCAUGUUUGCAGAGUGGGAGGACGGGGAGAGGUUUUCAUUUGAAGACUCCGAUCGCUUUGAAGAAGACUCUCUUUGUUCCUUCAUCUCUGAGGCAGAGAGCCUUUGCCAGAACUGGAGAGGAUGGAGGAAGCAAUCGGCUGGACCCAAUUCUCCCACUUAAGCUUGUGGGGGUAGUAGCAGUAGAGGAGGAGGAAGAAAACAGCAAACGAGAAAUGGGCUGGUGAUCCCAUUGGUGGAACUGUCUGCAAAACAGGUUGCAUUUCACAUUCCAUUCGAGGUGGUGGAGAAAGUUUAUCCUCCAGUGCCUGAGCAACUGCAGCUUCGGAUCGCCUUCUGGAGUUUCCCAGAAAAUGAGGAAGAUAUCAGAUUGUACUCGUGUUUGGCGAAUGGCAGUGCAGAUGAGUUCCAGCGAGGGGAGCAGCUGUUCCGGGUGAGGGCUGUCAAAGACCCUCUCCAGAUAGGUUUCCAUCUGAGCGCCACUGUGGUACCCCCACAGAUGGUGCCACCCAAAGGUGCGUACAACGUGGCGGUGAUGUUUGAUCGAUGCAGGAUCACGUCAUGCAGCUGUACCUGCGGAGCUGGGGCAAAGUGGUGUGCUCACGUCGUGGCGCUCUGCCUCUUCCGGAUACACAAUGCAUCUGCGGUGUGCUUACGAGCACCUGUUUCUGAGUCCUUGUCUCGGCUACAAAGAGACCAAUUGCAAAAAUUUGCUCAGUACCUGAUCAGUGAACUUCCACAACAGAUUCUUCCAACUGCUCAGCGCUUGCUGGAUGAGCUGUUAUCUUCUCAGUCUACUGCCAUCAACACAGUGUGUGGAGCCCCAGAUCCCACUGCUGGACCCUCUGCAUCAGAUCAAAGCACCUGGUACUUAGAUGAAUCUACUCUGAGUGACAACAUAAAGAAAACCCUUCAUAAAUUCUGUGGACCCUCCCCUGUUGUUUUCAGUGAUGUGAAUUCAAUGUAUCUCUCUUCCACGGAGCCACCAGCUGCUGCUGAGUGGGCCUGUCUCCUGCGUCCCUUGCGAGGAAGAGAGCCUGAAGGAAUCUGGAACCUGCUUUCCAUUGUGCGGGAGAUGUUUAAGAGACGGGAUAGCAAUGCAGCUCCUUUGCUGGAGAUUCUGACUGACCAGUGUCUCAACUAUGAGCAGAUAACCGGGUGGUGGUACAGUGUGCGAACAUCUGCAUCACACAGCAGUGCUAGCGGGCACACAGGACGCAGCAAUGGCCAGUCAGAAGUAGCUGCUCAUGCCUGUGCAAGUAUGUGCGAUGAGAUGGUGGUUCUUUGGAGGCUGGCUGUCCUUGAUCCAACUAUUAGUCCACAGAGGCGCAGGGACCUUUGCUUACAGCUCAGACAGUGGCAGCUGAAAGUCAUAGAUAAUGUUAAGAGGGGUCAGCACAAGAAAUCGCUGGAGAAGCUCUUCCAGGGUUUCAAGCCAGCUGUGGAAGCCUGCUACUUCAACUGGGAGGAAGCUUAUCCCAUUCCUGGGAUCACAUAUAGCAGCACUGACAAGAAGAACUCAUUCUGUUGGGUAAAGGCCAUCCAGCAGAGGAGCUGCCGGUUGCAGUGUGCAGAAACUGCCUGUGAGGCUGGUAGAAUCCAUGGACAGGAGCCCGGGGGAACAUGUCUGCAGCCUGGGGACAGGCUGCGUCCCUCUCCCCAGGAGCCAGCAGUUCGUCCGAAGGAACUUACUGGAAAGCGGAAAGUUGUCUCUGAAACGCCGCAGAGGGUUCUGAGACGACUUUCAGCAGAAGGUGAUAAAGCUGUGUAUAAGACUGCGGUGGGCAAAGCAAAGUUGCCAGUGAGCAAAGGCUUGACCAGUAAACAUAGUGGGAAACGCCGCAUGAGCAGUGAAGACAGCUCUCUGGAGCCAGACUUGGCAGAGAUGAGCCUGGAUGACAGCAGCUUGGCUCUGGGGGCAGAAGCCAGCAACACAUUUAGUUUUACAGAAAGCCCACUGAGCAGGAGCUACAGGGACACCUUUGAGGAGGAUGGUGGGGUGUACUUCUCUGAGGGACCUGAGCCUAGUGUCAGGAGCAGUUCCAUGGCCAAGAAAUCGCCCAAGGAUCCUAUGGGGGAAAUGGGUAGUGGUGAUGACGACCUGCCUUCUGCAGAUGAGAACAGUGGUGGUGUGAGCCUGAAGCCAGAAGAAGUGGGAGAGAAUGGUGCAGCAGGGGGAGGGGAUGAUGGAGAAGAGGAAGACGAUUACCAGGUAUACUAUCUGAAUCCACAAGAGGUAGCCAAGGAAGAUGAUGACAAAGCUGAAGGGGGAAAUGAAGAGGAGCAGGAUAUAUUUGCUGGUAUAAAGCCUCUGGAGCAGGAGAACCGGAUGGAGAUCCUGUUUGCCUGUGCAGAGGCCCUGUAUGCACAUGGAUACAGUAAUGAAGCAUGCCGCUUAACUGUAGAACUCGCCAGGGACCUACUGGCCAACCCUCCGGAUCUCAAAGUGGAGCAGCCACCAACUAAGGGCAAAAAGAACAAGGUAUCAACCAGCAAGCAGACCUGGCGGCUGGAGUACCACAACCUGGCCUUCCGAAUAGGAAUGUUUGCUCUGGAGCUGCAGAGACCACCUGCCUCUACAAAGGCUCUGGAGGUGAAGCUGGCAUAUCAGGAGUCUGAGAUUGCAGCCCUCUUGAAGAAGAUUCCCUUGGGCACUAAUGAGAUGAACACUAUUCGAGGAAGAGCUGAAGAACUGCGAGAAGGGACAUUAUGUGAUUACCGUCCUGUCCUGCCUCUGAUGUUGGCUAGCUUUAUAUUUGAUGUUCUGUGCACUCCAGUGGUUUCUCCUACAGGCUCUAGACCCCCAAGCCGUAAUUGGAAUAAUGAAAUGCCUGGAGAUGAAGAGCUUGGUUUUGAAGCAGCUGUUGCUGCUCUUGGCAUGAAAACAACUGUCAGUGAAGCAGAACAUCCUCUGUUGUGUGAAGGCACCCGAAGGGAGAAAGGGGAUCUGGCACUAGCCCUGAUGAUUACUUACAAGGAUGAUCAGUCUAAGCUGAAGAAGAUUUUAGACAAACUCCUAGACAGAGAGAGUCAAACUCACAAACCACAGACUCUGAGUUCCUUCUACUCAUCCAGCAAGCCUACAGUAGCAAAUCAAAAAUCUCCUUCCAAACAUGCUGCCCAGUCCACUGCAGCGAUCCAGCAGCUUCCAGGGACUUCUGUCACUCAGCAAGCUGCUGUAAGCACUGCAGUCCAGAGCAGUCCCGAGAACUUCGUGGAGAAGAGCGCACAGGAGAGCUCUCAGAGGUCCCCCUGUGAACCAGCUGUGGAGUCCACUGUCUUGAAACAAGAGGGAAAGGUCCCCAGUCGUCUGGCCCUUGGAAACCGAGGUGGAUACAAUGGGAGAUGCUGGGGUUCACCUGUCAGGCAGAAGAAGAAACACACAGGCAUGGCUAGUAUUGACAGCAGCGCUCCUGAAACCACCUCUGACAGUUCUCCAACGCUCAGUCGGCGUCCGCUACGUGGGGGAUGGGCAACAACAUCCUGGGGCAGAGGACAGGACAGUGACAGCAUCAGCAGUUCUUCAAGUGAUUCGCUGGGAUCUUCCUCUUCCAGUGGCAGUAGGAGAGCCAGUGGGGGAGCCCGUGCAAAGACUGUGGAAGUUGGCAGGUAUAAAGGGAGGCGGCUGGAGAGCCAUGCUCCUCAUGUCCCGAACCAGCCCUCAGAAGCAGCUGCUCACUUCUACUUUGAAUUGGCCAAGACAGUCCUUAUCAAAGCAGGUGGAAACAGCAGUACCUCCAUCUUCACCCACCCUUCCUCCAGUGGUGGGCACCAGGGACCACACCGCAACCUUCACCUCUGCGCCUUCGAGAUUGGGCUGUAUGCACUAGGGCUGCACAACUUCGUGUCUCCCAACUGGCUCUCUCGAACUUACUCCUCCCAUGUCUCUUGGAUCACAGGGCAGGCCAUGGAGAUUGGUAGUGCAGCCUUGAACAUCUUGGUGGAGUGUUGGGAUGGACAUCUGACGCCCCCAGAGGUGGCAUCGUUGGCAGACAGAGCUUCACGGGCCAGAGACUCCAACAUGGUGCGGGCAGCUGCUGAACUGGCACUCAGUUGCCUGCCCCAUGCCCAUGCCCUGAACCCAAAUGAGAUCCAGAGGGCUCUGGUGCAGUGUAAGGAACAGGACAAUCUGAUGCUGGAAAAGGCCUGUAUGGCAGUAGAAGAGGCAGCCAAAGGAGGUGGCGUGUACCCAGAAGUCCUCUUUGAAGUAGCUCACCAGUGGUACUGGCUUUACGAACAGACUGUUGGUGGGACCCCAGCCCAGAGAGAAGGUGCCACUGGCCCCUGCAGUGCCAGUGGUGCACGGGCUGCCUCUGAAGCAGCACGUGGGUUGACAGACAACCGGGUGACCUCUGAGCCGACCACUGUAACAGUGGCAGCUGCGGUAACUGCGGCAGCAACAGUCAUGCCGGUGAUCUCUGUGGGGUCGACCAUGUACCAGCAGCAUACAAUGGCAGGGCCAGCAAUGGCACAUACACACACGCAGGGCCUCCACCCUUACACCACCCUUCAGACUCACAUCCCCUGUAAUCCCCAGUAUAUUGGACACACUAUCCAGCACAUGCCGCGCCCAGCUGUCUUCCCGGUGCCUGGCUCAGCGUACCCGCAGGGUGUCCAUCCAGCAUUCAUAGGAGCACAGUACCCUUACUCGGUAACAACACCAUCAUUGGCAGCUACAGCAGUGUCAUUCCCUGGUGUGCCGGUCCCAUCCAUGACGCAGAUUGCAGUGCAUCCCUAUCACAGUGAGACAGGACUGUCACUGUCUUCCAAUGUAGCGAUAGGAAGUGUCCAUGCAGGAUCAACGUUCCCAGCGAUUCAGGGGGCUUCCUUGACAACUCUGUCCUCACAGCCCAACUCCCUUGUUACAGGGGGUUUUCCUGCCGAGGAUGAGCAGCACAGUCAGCCUGUGAGCCCCCAGGGUCUGCACUACCUCCACUCCGCAUACCGAGUUGGGAUGCUGGCUCUGGAGAUGCUUGGCCGAAGAGCUCACAACGACCAUCCCAACAACUUCUCCCGCAGCCCACCCUACACGGAGGAUGUAAAAUGGCUCCUUGGGUUAGCUGCGAAGUUAGGUGUAAACUACGUGCAUCAGUUUUGCGUUGGUGCAGCCAAGGGGGUGCUGAGCCCUUUUGUGCUCCAGGAGAUCAUCAUGGAAGCUCUACAGAGGCUCAACCCUGCCCAUGUGCACAACCACCUGCGCACCCCAGCCUUCCACCAGCUGGUGCAGAGGUGCCAACAGGCCUACUUGCAGUACAUCCAUCAUCGGCUGAUCCAUCUCACUCCAGCUGACUACGAUGACUUUGUGAAUGCCAUCCGCAGCGCCAGAAGCGCCUUCUGCCUGACUCCCAUGGGCAUGAUGCAGUUUAAUGAUAUUCUCCAGAACCUAAAGCGCAGCAAGCAGACAAAGGAGCUGUGGCAAAGGGUCUCUCUGGAAAUGACCACCUUCUCUCCGUGACAGCAGGCGGAGCUCCACGGACACACAUUUGCCCCGCAUAGUUGUAGUUCCAUUUACACCAUCCUUCCUUCUGGUGUCUUUUUUAUUUUAGUUUUAACUUGUUGGAAACCACUGAUCUGAUGUAUUUAUACCAUGACAUUCCUCUCCAGCACUGUUGCGUGUUGGCGCUCUGCUUUGCUCGCUCUUCCUCCUCCUUCCCAGUGGGCUGCAGGCUUCAGAAGCAUCAGGAAACGAGAAGGAAGUUGAGCUGGCUGCCCUGUGGUGUAGUCACUGCUUUUUUCCCUGAGCCCCUGGAGGCUGUCCUGCGAGCAGUUUGCAGUGUGAUUACGCACGUGUUAGAGGGGUGGGGGAUUCUGUCUUAAAUAUUUAUUUUGGCAUUUAUAAAUAUGUAAACUUUUUUUUUUUUUGUAUGGGCUUCUCUUACUCCACACACCAUCUCCUGUUGGGAGAGGCUGGGACUGCUGUGCACAGCCAGUGCUCCCUCCAUUCCUUUCAGCACCUCCUGCUGAGAGAAGCUGAGACUGGAGUAGCAGGGCCAGGGCCACCUCUGUGGCUCUCUGCAGCAACUGCUGAGGGCAGAGGCUGGAGCUUGGGCAGCCAGAGUCCAUGACUGUGCUGAGCUGCUUGGAGACUGCCAGAAGUGCUUGGGCUCUUUCUCAGGAGUGUCCCUCGCUGGGCCCUGCUGGCUUGUAGGAUGUUUUGAUCCUGGUCGUUCCAAGUUGUACAAUCGUGUUUCUUUUGGCUGGGGUAUUACUCUCCUGUUAUCAGUUUCUUAUCCCUUGUCUCUUCUCGUUUCCUGAUUAAACACUCGUUUUCUUAGACUGAC
Pygoscelis adeliae (Adelie penguin) is the source of this 6705-nucleotide messenger RNA. RefSeq names its product zinc finger, SWIM-type containing 8 (gene ZSWIM8). The record is from RefSeq and is a predicted model, not a curated record. The transcript has 28 exons. Gene Ontology annotation, molecular function: zinc ion binding. Lineage: Eukaryota; Metazoa; Chordata; Aves; Sphenisciformes; Spheniscidae. Gene Ontology annotation, cellular component: Cul2-RING ubiquitin ligase complex.